AUGGCUGCAUCUCCCCUGCUCUUCCUGUUUGGGGUUCUCUCCUUCGUCUAUCUAGCAGCCGCCUCUAACAUCUCGUCUCUCGUGUCUACCCUUUCUUCCUCCUCCCAGAUUUACUACCCCAGCGAUGCUGACUGGGCUGACACCGUCCAGCGAUGGACCGCGUGGGACGAGCCCACCUUCUCUGUGGCCAUUAAGCCUGCCUCUGUUGCGGAGCUCCAGUCUGUUGUCAAAUACGCUUCCAAAUAUAAUAUCCCUUUUUUGGCCAGUGGUGGAGGCCAUGGAUAUAGUACCUCUUUCGGAGGUCUUCAGAACGGUUUGAAGAUUGACCUAAGCCUGUUUAACAGCGUCAGUAUCGACAAAUCUGCAAGCACAAUGACUAUCGGUGGUUCUGUUAAGUUCUCUCAAGUCAUGGGACCUCUCUUCGAGGCUGGAAAGGAGAUUCAAACCGGCUCUUGUCCUUGUGUGGGAAUGGUAGGUGCUACUCUCGGCGGUGGUGUUGGCAGAUACCAAGGCCUUCACGGUCUCAUACUCGAUGCUUUGAAGUCGGUCCAGCUCGUCACCGCUGCUGGCGAUCUUAUCACCGUCUCUGCCACGCAGAACAAAGAACUAUUCUGGGGCCUUCGUGGCGCUGGAUUUAACUAUGGAAUUGUUACCUCGGCUACAUAUAACGUCCACGAUCUCACAAACGAAGGCAAUGUGCUCAACGCCGACUUUAUGUUCCCUGCUAGCCUCAACGAAACUUAUUUCAACAUCUUGGCUAGUUAUGGAACUUUGCCCGCCGGUCUGUCCUUGUAUACCUUGGUCAUGAAUAGUCCUUCCGUGGGACCCGUUAUCCUGCUGAACGCCGUCUAUCCCGGAGCUGAGCAAGAAGGACUCGAUCUUCUUGCCCCCUUCCUCAACCUGACCUCUAUUCAACGCAACAUCACCAUGAUUAAGUGGGAUGCCGUCGAUGACGACGCCGGUUUCGGUCUAGCCACGGCUUUCUGUGUCAAUGGUGAAAAGCACGAUAUGUGGUCCCUCGGUGUACGCUCCAUCGACGCAGCAACACACAUCGAUUACUUCAGCAAGCUCGUUCAGUUCUGGGAAGACUAUCCCUCUGCGUCAGGAACCACCUGGCAGGUGGAGUAUUUCCCCAUCCAAGCUGUCACUGCUGUUGCGGAUGCCUCCACUGCCUAUCCCCAUCGCGAGAUCAGUGCCCAUGAAAUGUUUUCCUUUAACAUUACCGACUCCUCCCUCGGCGAUAAGAUAGACGACUUUGCCCUUGCUGCCCUGGAGUCUUUCAACGCGACCAGUGGCUUUGAUGGUGAUAUGCACAUCUACGUCAGCUAUGCCCACGGCACCGAGGGAUUGGAUCCCAUGUAUGGCGCGGAGAAGCUGCCUACGUUGCUGAAACUGAAGAAGAAGUGGGAUCCCAAGGGUUUGUUCAGCUAUAACAAUGGGUUGCCCAACUGA
Molecule: messenger RNA, 1452 nt
Organism: Penicillium roqueforti
Lineage: Eukaryota; Fungi; Ascomycota; Eurotiomycetes; Eurotiales; Aspergillaceae
Product: FAD-binding oxidoreductase
Exons: 5
Coding region: 1-1452 (483 amino acids)
Molecular function (GO): FAD binding; oxidoreductase activity
Source: RefSeq, a predicted model, not a curated record